UGAACGCGUUUUGUCUUUUGUGCGAAGCAGAGGAGGAGAGUGGAGUCCGAUCGAAAAGCGGCGUCGCUUCCCUCUUCCCCAGAUCCUUUUAAAACUCCCUCCCGAACCUCUCCCCUUCUACCCUUGCCACCCUACCCACCCCCUGAACACACUUCCAGGGACGGUUCCGACGUUCAGCCAGUGACCAAAGACUCACUUUGUUGGCCAGUGUUGAGAGCGCGUGCGAGUGUGUGUUGGAUUGAGCUGCAGCAAUGGACUCCAGUCUGGUUGAAGGAGGACUUAAUGUCACCUUAACCAUCAGGCUUCUCAUGCAUGGGAAGGAGGUUGGAAGCAUUAUUGGCAAGAAAGGCGAGUCUGUUAAAAAGAUGAGAGAGGAGAGUGGUGCACGUAUCAACAUCUCAGAGGGGAACUGCCCAGAGAGGAUCAUAACUCUCGCGGGACCUACCACCUCCAUCUUUAAAGCCUUUUCCAUGAUCAUAGAGAAACUGGAGGAGGACAUCAGCACUUCGAUGACUAACAGUACGGCCACCAGCAAACCACCAGUCACCAUGCGCCUCGUUGUACCCGCCAGCCAGUGCGGCUCACUCAUUGGUAAAGGUGGCUGCAAGAUCAAAGAAAUCAGAGAGUCUGCAGGAGCUCAGGUACAAGUAGCAGGGGACAUGUUACCCAACUCAACAGAGCGUGCCAUCACCGUUGCAGGGACUCCACAGUCCAUUAUAGAGUGUGUCAAGCAGAUCUGCAUUGUCAUGCUUGAGUCUCCACCAAAAGGAGUGACCAUCCCAUACAGACCCAAACCCUCAGGGUCUCCUGUCAUCUUUGCAGGUGGUCAGGCUUACGCUGUCCAAGGGCAGCACGCCAUUCCACAGCCUGAUGUAAGUGAAGGGCCCUCUCUCACCAAACUUCACCAGCUGGCCAUGCAGCAGAGCCCCUUCCCCAUUGCACACAGCAACCAGGGCUUCCAGGCUGGGAUGGAUGCCUCUGCACAAACUGGCUCUCAUGAGCUGACCAUUCCAAACGAUCUCAUUGGCUGCAUCAUCGGCCGUCAGGGCGCAAAGAUCAAUGAGAUCCGUCAGAUGUCAGGGGCUCAGAUCAAGAUUGCCAACCCUGUGGAGGGCUCAACUGACAGACAGGUCACCAUUACUGGCUCCCACGCCAGUAUCAGCCUGGCUGAGUACCUGAUCAAUGCCCGGCUGUCAUCUGAAGCUACUGGACUCGCAGCCAACUGACAUGGAGAUCUUCAUCAGCACCUAACGUAACCCCUCCCCCUACUUUUUACCAAGAGGUCCCUUAUUGAACUUAAUGCAAAAACCAAGUACUAUAAACUCACUGUUUUCUCCUCUGCUUUGGUUAGACACCUACUCAGUUGUAAUUACACCAUUAUCAUGAUAUUGGUAUUUUAUUUAUUUAUUAUGUUUUUAAAUUCCCUUUGCAUAUAGUUUUUAAGGACUCCUUCUGUUGUAUUUUUCCCUCUUAUGUUGCUGUAUAUCUGUAUGAUCUUCUUGAUAUACUGUAGGUAAAAUUUUAGAAAAAUCUGAAAAGGCAUAAAUAAUGUUUUUCUUAUGUCAGAUUUUUCUUAGAAAAUGUAAAAAUGAAGAAAAAAAACACACAAUAACAUUAUAGAUGGACUGUUCUUUCCCUUCCUUUUAAAUAUCUAUUUAUUUUUAUUUAAUACACAGCUCCUCGAAUGAGUAGAAUUUGUUGGUAUUUGCCAUCUUCUGUUUGAGGCUGUACUUCCUGAAUGAGGCAUUGUGGGUUUAACGGGUCUCACUGGGUCUAAGUGAUCUUCAGCUGAAGGUGUAUGCAGGGAAAACCUUUUAGUCCGAAGGUAAUUUACCCCUUGUCUAGUGCGGGUUCAGAUGAGAAUUUUUUAAGCUACAUCAUGUCUCACCUCUAAUUUGCUGAGUAAUUAUUUUGUGUCAUUCCUGUAUUUCCAUCCGUUUUAUUUCUUGAACCAGAGGCCUGCACUACGAAGCGGGAUUUGUGGUUAGCGUCAUAAAGCCAGGUAAUCUUGGGAUCUGAAGGUUACACAGUGGUUCAGUUCCUUAAUGGGACACAUUGCAGUGAUAACUUGGACCACACACAUGUAUGAGGUAACAGAUCAGCAUAUAUAAAAGCAUCAACUGGUCAAUCGGUUUUGAAUAAUUAACUGGUUUUAGAAGAUACUUUUGGGUAGACUGGAUCUUAUGAGGUAAGGGGUGUUCAGAGAUGGUCUAACCUCAGUAGCGUUUUCUGACGAGUACAGCGCACAUACAGGUUUGAAUUAUGUUUUUCUGUUUGUGCUUUACAUGCUUCCAAGGCUUUUUAAUGCCACCAGGUUUGCAGCUUGAAACAAAAAUGCUAAAAUGUCUCAUUUGCCAUAAGAUGACGUCUGAGGAACACAUCAGUUUAUUGGAAUACACAUUUGUAAUGAUAGAUCUACUCGUGCCUUAAUGAUAGGGCAGUGAUAUUAAUGAGCCUAUCUUACUCAUUUACACAAAGCUUUUACCGGCUUUGGCUGCAGAAACUCACAUAUUUGUUUGGGAUUAUAGUUAAGAAUUUUGUGGCUCAUUGCUAUAUUCAGAAAAAGCUUUGUUGACUUACCGCAUUGAUAUCGUGGCAUGAUGUCGGUUAUAGUCAGACAGUAAGAAGAUAUCGUAGGUAUGCUGAACCUGCUUCGUAGUGCAGGCCCUGGGAUUUUGAGCAUUGUUGUGUAUUGGAUUCUGAUAAGGGUGGGUGGGCUUUGGUUAUGAGGAGUGGGCUCAAAUAAGAGGAAAAUAUAUUCUUUUCUCUUAAAUUACUAAGACCAUGGUGGUGAUGAUAAUAACAUUGAAAUGUUUGUUUUAAAUAGAGAAAUAUUUUUUUUAACUGCAGGGAGGGGGAAUGCUGCAAGGGGCAAAACUACAAGACAUAUUGGUCUUUAAGUAUAUUAUGCUGAGGUAUUAAAUUAUGAUUAAUUAGAAGGAGAAUUAUAGAAUUAACACUAGUUUCCUGCUAUCUUUUUUGCCUGGGUCAGAUUUUAUUUUUUAUUAUUCUUUGCAGGAUGAAGAAACUCACGUUUUUGUGCACGUUUUCGAAAUAUUGUAGAUCUGGGUGCAAUUAAAUUGUUGAAGAAAUGAAAUGCAGAAAUAAAAGAUGUGAAAUGCUUAAACA
Molecule: messenger RNA, 3129 nt
Organism: Pelmatolapia mariae (spotted tilapia)
Lineage: Eukaryota; Metazoa; Chordata; Actinopteri; Cichliformes; Cichlidae
Product: poly(rC)-binding protein 2-like
Exons: 13
Coding region: 252-1226 (324 amino acids)
Biological process (GO): regulation of RNA metabolic process; regulation of gene expression
Cellular component (GO): cytoplasm; nucleus; nucleoplasm
Molecular function (GO): single-stranded DNA binding; mRNA binding
Source: RefSeq, a predicted model, not a curated record